AUAAUCCCACUCUCUUCACUGACUCCUGCACCGCUGCAACCAGGCAACGUCUGCUCUUCUCCUGCCAUUAUGUUCCCGCAACGCACCAUGCUCCGUCUGGCCCAGCGCUCUGCCCAGCAGACUCGCUCCGCCCCCGUCCGCGCCGCCGUCCAGCGUCGCUUCAACAGCACCGAGGGCACCAAGUUUCCCUGGGCCGCCGACAACGAGUUCAACCGUGAGCGCGAGGCCGUGAAGCACCACGCCGCUGCGACCAGUGACCUCUGGCGCAAGCUCUCCAUCUAUGCCGUCAUCCCCGCCCUUGUCCUGGGCGGUCUGACCGCCUACAACCUGUGGGAGGAGCACUGGGAGCACUGGGACCACAUGCCCCCUCUCGAGGAGCGCACCGAGUACCCCUACCAGAACAUCCGGGUGAAGAACUACCCCUGGGGCGACGGUGACAAGACCAUCUUCUGGAACAAGACCGUCAACUACCACAACAAGGACAAGGCCACCUAGAUCUGUCCUUGAUGGAUGGGACCAUGGCUUCGGAUAGUCGUGGCUGUUGGGGGACAAUCAUGUAUAUUUAUCUUGGGGUCUUGGGGAAAGAUACAGG
Messenger RNA from Aspergillus steynii IBT 23096, 592 nucleotides. RefSeq names its product cytochrome c oxidase subunit VIa. The transcript has 5 exons. Gene Ontology annotation, biological process: mitochondrial electron transport, cytochrome c to oxygen. The record is from RefSeq and is a predicted model, not a curated record. NCBI's taxonomy places the organism in Eukaryota, Fungi, Ascomycota, Eurotiomycetes, Eurotiales, Aspergillaceae. Gene Ontology annotation, cellular component: mitochondrial inner membrane. The coding region runs from base 70 to 495 and encodes 141 amino acids. Gene Ontology annotation, molecular function: enzyme regulator activity.